AUGCCUCUUCAGGGGGUCUCCACUGAGGCCUCGACCAUGCCGUCCCCUGACCUCUCGCUCCACAUCAGCCCUCCCAGCGGCGCACCGACACCGAUGGCGGGCGGUGCCGCUUCCACCGACCUGUGGCGGCGUAUAGGGUCUCUCAUCCCGCGAUCUGACUGCUCGCAGGCUCCCACCGACCUCUCCCUUGCGAACCCUUGUGACGCCGCAGAGAUCCCUUGGAGGACGCAGACGACGACACCAGAAGGACUGCGACCUCCAACGGCCUUCGGCCAUUGCCACGCUGACCUUCGGUCUUCCCACGGUGGUGCUCCCCUCCCGUCCGUGGAGGGGAUGAGGCCGAUCAGGGGAAUCCCCGUCUACCAUACCGGUCCCUUCCCCUUCUUCCCAGGCGAACCGAAAACGGGAUUCAGACAACAGAUUCCGACAUUCCCUUCCUGGACUUCUCCACCGCCGCCGCCGCCUUCCUGCUCCUCCAAUUUGGAACCGACGGUAGUAGGUCCUCCGUAUUAUCAUCAUCAUCAUCGGACGGCGGCGGCGGCGGCAAGGAUCAACGGGGUUUCGCCGGAGUCGAUGGUGAUGAUGAUGAGGGCAGAUCAUCAUCUUCAUCAACAGACGCAGCAGCAGUUCUCCAUGGGGAGCUUUGACGGCUCCCACGCCAUGGCGAGGUCGAGGUUUGUACCGAAGCUUCCAGCAAAGAGGAGCAUGAGAGCGCCCAGGAUGAGGUGGACCAGCACCCUUCAUGCCCGCUUCGUCCACGCCGUCGAGCUCCUCGGCGGACACGAGAGUACUUCUCUCUCUCUUCCCCCUCCCUCCCUCCCUCCUCCUCCAACUCUUACCAUCUCUCCCCAUUCUCUCUCUCUCUCUCCCUCUUUCUUGAAUCAACUCUCACUCUCUAUUCUCCCUCCCCCUCCCCUUCUCUCUCUCUCUCUCUCUCUCUCUCUCUCUAUCUAUCUAUCUAUCCAUCUAUGCAUCAAUUUUUUACCUCAAUUUCCCGCGCAACCAACGACCGCUAUUAUUUCCUUCAGGAGCAACGCCAAAAUCUGUACUCGAACUCAUGGAUGUGAAAGAUCUCACGUUAGCUCAUGUCAAGAGCCAUCUACAGGUAAAUCUUCCAUUUUUCCUACAAUUAAAUAUCACUGUUUUUCUCCUGCCGUUUCAUCUUCGGGAUCGUGUUCUUGCCGAAAAGUUUGCGUUCUUAAGAUGAUCUCCCCAAGGUCUCUCUCUCUCUCUCUCUCUCUUUCUCUCUCUCUCUCUCUCAUCUAUCUAUCUAAGUAUCUAUCGAGCUUUUGGGCACAUUAGCCAAUGGACACAGUCAAUGAGUGACUGAAUGAAUGAAUGAGUGGAUGGGUCUGCUGCACUGAGGGAAGAAGACUGACACACAUGCGUAGAGAUGGCUAGAGAGAGAUGGAGAGUAGGGAAAGUAGCCAUCAUUUCGCAAUAAUAAGAGACCAGGCCUACAAGUCUUACCAAAAUAUCAACCUCGUGGGUAACGAGGCGAAAGCAAGAAAUCUUCAUGAAAAGGAAAAUUUUGGGGCUAUAGAAACUCCGCUGCUUCUGCUUCUUCUUCCACCUACUUUCUCCCUCUAUUUUCCCUUCCUAACAUGACAUAAGAUUGGGGAGGUGAAGCUUUCUAUAUCUUCGUUUCUUUUGCCCGGUUUCUUUUCAUAACCCCUUCUGUGCGUUCUUCCGUCCCACUCACUCUUCUUUAAUGGUGGUUUUUGUUCUCUCGCCUUCGUAUUCGCAGAUGUACAGGACUGUGAAGUCCACUGACAAGCCUGCAGCUUCCUCAGGUAAUUGGUCUCUCUUUCUCUCUCUCUCUCCUCUCCACCUAUCUAUCUAUCAUUCUCUAAAAUGCUGCAAGUAUCUCAUGCUGGAUCUUCUCAACGAAGGCCAAUCUGACGGCUCCGGCGAUGAGGAUCUCCAUCUAUCAGCCUCCGAUCUAAACCUCCGACGGAUGAUGGUAACCGCCCACCAUGCCGACAUGGACUUCCCCGCCGGUGUCGGCGCAGCCACCACCACCACCAGGUGGAGCAACUCUAUAAGGUAAGACCUAGACGACCGCCCCCUUCUUCCUCCAUCUUUUCUUUCCCUCUUUUAGCCAUGGCAGCCUUUCCUAUUCUCUCUUUCUCCCCCAUCCCUCUAUAUCUCCGGUGGUUUUGAGAUUUUGCCGGGGAAGAGCGGAGCUGAGACUUCCGGCUCGUAAAAGCAGAUCGCUUUUUCAGUGGGGGAAGCUCGUUUAAGCCAUCAGCUGUGCUGAUGAACGUACGCAGAAGGACAUUUUUAUAUGCUCGACGUCUGCUCUUCGCUAAGUUCCCAUUUAAAAAAUUUUACAGGACUACGAUAUCGCGUGAAACGGGGGGGGAGGAGGGGAGGCCGUAUACAUCUAGGGCUUUGGAUUGUCCUCUUUCUUCCUCUCCUUCACAUCGUUUUUUGUCUUUCUCCUCCCUGCAUGGCACCGAUCUCGAACAGCGUUUUAACCUGACGUGCCCUACGCCAACUGUUUCCUCUCUCUCCUCUCCCUCUCUCUAUCUCUCUCUCUCCUCUCUAUGUCCACUGUUCGUUUGUUUUGUUUUAUUAGAUAGACCCACUGGGCACGGGCCAUCGUUCUAUCUUCUCCGAGCCGGGAGGUCUUACCAUGAUGUGAUCAAUCCUCUUUAGGUUCUCCUGCAAUCAUUCUAGGAAUUAGGUCUGAAGAAAGACGAAGACAAUGUGACCUGGUUUUAUUCUCUUCGAUACGUUCAUGCGCCGUACGUUCACCCUAGAAGGUCGCCAUUCUCCGAUGAUGAUUAAUCUAAAAGAUAUUCUGAAGCAUCGUUACACUUAGAGCAUUGUGAUAUUAAAUCAAGGAAUAUUAGGACAGUGUGGUCAAUGAUUUGGCGAUUCUAUAGUUUGAAGAACGGAGAUUAUGGGUGAUGGGAACUAAUAAACCUAAGAGAAUGUCUAUGUUUGAUAGGAAAUUAUUGCGUCAAUCUAUUAAUUUCUUGCUCUUGUAGGUUCAAUUAAUUCAUUAUAAGGCAUGAACUAAUUGGGAUUUUGGCUGUUACUUAAGGUAUACCCACUCUCCAUCGGAGCAUUUUCAUGGAAUAAUAGGGAACGAGGGGGGGUGGAGAGAAAACGUGAAGCUUUCUUUGGAUUCAUUGAUACUUAUUAGAAUAAGGUCAUCUAUCCUCUUAAGUUUUGAUGAUCCUCGUCUGGAAAUUUUGUUGAUGUCAUAAAUUAAUUCGAAGAUUUCACGGCACGGGAAAAUAUUAAGCGGAAAGAACUAAAAUAAGAUUCUCAGCUGGCGAAUUUGGCUUCAUAGCAGGUCUCAAGACAUGGAUGCACUCAGGUCUGUCAGCUUCGCUUCUCAAGCGGAGGUAUCAUCUCUCUCUCUCUCUCUCUCUCUCUCUUUGGAAUAUAAAUCCUGGGUUGGGACAUGACAUGAAUAUUGUUUGAACGAAGUUGUCAUCUCUAGCGGAGGUAUCAUCUAUCUCUCUUAUCUAAAUUCAAAUUAUAAACUUCUCAUCUCAAGGAGAGUAUCAUCUCUCUCCCCCUCCCCCUCCCCCUCCCUCCCUCGUCGAACUCAACCCGGGAUGUCGCAUAUGAAUGGCUCAUGUACUAGUAAACCAAGGUUGUUUGGCCCAACCCUCUUAUGAAACUGAUGUUGAUGGCAUUUCCGCAGGAGGACGGCACCUCUCCAUCCAAAGCGUUGACCAAGGCUCUUCAAGAACACAGAAAUCCUAGCCUGGAGUUCACCCUGGGGAGACCAGACUGGAAUACCACGGAUCACGUGUCGCUGUGA
Messenger RNA from Spirodela intermedia, 3784 nucleotides. Lineage: Eukaryota; Viridiplantae; Streptophyta; Magnoliopsida; Alismatales; Araceae. The record is from the annotation of a GenBank genome assembly.